AUGGCCGCAAGAAGGGAAAGACGGGGCGACGCCGUGCGGCGCGGCGCGGCGGCGCCUGGCGGGGCCCGCUCUCAGAGGCGGAGGCGGCGGCAGUGCCGGCAGCUGCUGACGUGCUCAAUGUGCCGAAGCUCGAGCUUGAGUCAGGCGGACGCACUCCCACACAAUUUCGAGCUGCGCUCGCUGCUGCCGCCCUGGCCGCUGCUCGGCGCGCUCGCCGUCACGUGCGUGCCGAGGCUGCUCCUGGAAACUUUUACGUCUGAGGGCGACAACAUGGCGGGCGUGCUCGCCCUCGCCGCGGUUGCACUGCAGCUAGCUGCUGCCAGUAGUGGCGGCGCGCGCCACGCGGUACGGUCGCGCUAG
This is a messenger RNA of Monoraphidium neglectum, 360 nucleotides long. RefSeq lists its product as hypothetical. The coding region runs from base 1 to 360 and encodes 119 amino acids. The record is from RefSeq and is a predicted model, not a curated record. NCBI's taxonomy places the organism in Eukaryota, Viridiplantae, Chlorophyta, Chlorophyceae, Sphaeropleales, Selenastraceae. The transcript has a single exon.